Molecule: messenger RNA, 1190 nt
Organism: Nelumbo nucifera (sacred lotus)
Lineage: Eukaryota; Viridiplantae; Streptophyta; Magnoliopsida; Proteales; Nelumbonaceae
Source: RefSeq, a predicted model, not a curated record
UCGGAGAAACUUUGGAGAGCUUCAUACUUUGACGUAGUUUAUUGCUUUUUUGUAGCUUUAAACGGAAAAGCAAUCAACAAAAUCCCUCUCUCUCUCUCUCUCAUUUCUCGAUAGACAGUGACAACCUGAAACUGGCCUGAGAAAGAUGCAAAAGCGGUUUGCCGGUUAUGCUAUCCGUAUGGGAUAUUCCCGAUCUGAGACUAGAAAUUUAGAAUUUAUUUCGCAUUCUAAUGCCUGCAUCUGACCAACACAUUCCCACUGGCUGCCCUCGCUACGUUCAAAUGCUUUCAGAGCAGUCGACAAUUUUCUCUCCUCGUUCUUUCCGUCAAGGUUCCGAACCGACAUGGAUUUUCGAAGAAUUGCCAAAGGCGACGAUCAUCUCCGUCUCUCGGCCCGAUGUCGGCGAUAUCACCCCCAUGCUUCUGUCCUACACCAUUGAAUUCCAGUAUAGACAGUUCAAAUGGCGUCUACUCAAGAAAGCUUCACAAGUUAUCUAUUUGCACUUUGCACUGAAGAAACGUGCAUUUAUUGAGGAGAUUAACGAGAAACAAGAGCAGGUAAAAGAGUGGCUUCAAAAUCUUGGCAUAGGAGAUCACACAACAGUUGUUCAGGAUGAUGAUGAAGCAGAUGAUGAUGCUCUUCCUUUACAUCAUGAUGAAAGUGCUAAAAAUAGAGAUGUGCCAUCAAGUGCAGCUUUACCUAUCAUCCGCCCAGCACUAGGAAGGCAGCACUCUAUUUCAGACAGAUCAAAGGUGGCAAUGCAAGGGUACUUGAAUCAUUUUCUUGGAAACAUGGACAUUGCAAACUCUCGAGAGGUUUGCAAGUUUUUGGAGGUUUCUAAGUUGUCAUUUUCACCGGAGUAUGGACAAAAAUUGAAAGAAGAUUAUGUCAUGGUAAAGCAUCUGCCGAAGAUCCAAAAAGAUGACGAUAGAAAAUGUUGUGCCUGCCCCUGGUUUAAUUGUUGUAAUGACAACUGGCAAAAGGUCUGGGCUGUAUUGAAACCUGGGUUCUUGACUUUUCUUGAAGAUCCCUUUGAUACAAAACUUUUAGAUAUUAUUGUAUUUGACGUGUUACCAGCAUCAGAUGGAAAUGGAGACGGCCGAGUAUUUUUAGCAGAAGAGGUGAAGGAACGCAAUCCUUUACGUUAUUCUUUUAAAUUUAGUGUUUACGUUUAUCAUCAUGUAAACUGA